Messenger RNA from Sphaerulina musiva SO2202, 2589 nucleotides. RefSeq lists its product as uncharacterized. The transcript has 4 exons. The coding region runs from base 14 to 2371 and encodes 785 amino acids. NCBI's taxonomy places the organism in Eukaryota, Fungi, Ascomycota, Dothideomycetes, Mycosphaerellales, Mycosphaerellaceae. Gene Ontology annotation, biological process: DNA replication initiation; mitotic DNA replication checkpoint signaling; mitotic G2 DNA damage checkpoint signaling. The record is from RefSeq and is a predicted model, not a curated record.
CGGUUUGCCAGCAAUGGCGGCUCUUCCAGAUUCAGACCAAUUGCCACUCCAAGGUGUAGUGCUGUGUUGCACUUCCUUGGCUCAAGAUGUCCGAACUCAUAUCGCGGACAUGGCCACUCACAUGGGAGCGAUCCACUUGUUAGACCUCACAGCGGAUGUGACGCAUCUCCUGGUGGGCAGCAUUACUACGCCCAAAUAUCGAUACGUCGCCAAAGAACGCCCGGACAUCAAGGUCCUGACGCCCGAUUUCAUUCCUCGACUACGCGAAGCAUGGAUCCAAGGUGGUGAGGUAGAUGUACAGAAGUAUGAGGCGGAGUGCAAGGUCAAGACAUUCGCGGGACUCGAAAUGUGCCUCACAGGCUUCAACGAUACGACGCAGAGGACCGAGAUGCAGCGGACGUGUCAAGAGCAGGGUGCCAAGUGGAGCGCGGAUCUUACCAGACACGUCACGCAUCUGAUAGCUGCGAAGCCCGAAGGAGCCAAAUAUACGCAUGCGAAGCAGUGGGGCAUCACUGUGGUCAGCUUGAAGUGGUACGAAGACAGCUUGAUGAGGGGCAUGGCAGUCGACGAGAGCUACUACGCCUGUGAAAUACCCCGAGAAGAGCAAGGUGUUGGCGCAUUCCGGAUAGUGCCAAAGACGACGAGUCUGGGGAAGAGAGCAAGGGAGGACAGCCAAGGUGCUAGGCCGACAGGGGAGUCAACACGCAAGAAGCUGCGCAAAAGCGCCAGUAUGCGACUCAGCGAACAGAGUCAGGAUUUGUGGCAGAGCAUAUCUCAACAUGAGAUUCAAGUGGACAACACUGUGGUCGAUGCGUGGACCGACUCCAACAGUGAAAGCCAAUCACUACGAGACAGCAAUGGACCUAGAAUGAGUGUGCGACACUCCGAUACCACCGAACUCAUGGAGCGACACGAUCCCAAGGAAUCUCAAGGGCUAUUCUCUGGGCACUUUGUCCUCAUCCACGGCUUCGAUGCAACAAAGACGCAAAAGCUGCGCCUGGUUCUGGCGGCAAAUGGCGCUACAGUGGUCAGCACUCCCUCGGACCUGGAACAUGCCUCUGAGCAGCCAUUCUUUCGGUCGCGAUGUCUCCUCAUGCCCCAUGCCCAGCCCACUGAGCUGCCCAUCGUGUCGCCUGGGACGAUGCUCGUAACAGAGUGGUGGGUGGAACGAUGCCUCCACUUCAAGCAGCAGAUCCAUCCAGACCAAGACUCGCUCAGCCAGCCACUGCAAGACAAGCGGAUUGCCGACUUUGCUGGUCUUGUCAUCUCGUCUACUGGUUUCAACAGCGUGGACCUUCGUAUGUCUGCCGAAACCAUCAAUCUAAUGGGAGGAACUUAUGAGGAGCAGCUGACCCCGUCGACUUCUGUACUGGUCUGCGCCUCCGUCACCAUGAAAAAAGAAAAGGCCUACUAUGCGUCAAAGUAUAAAAUUCCUGUCGUACGCCCAGAGUGGCUAUGGGAGUCUUUGAAGUCGCGGAGUAAGCUUCCAACAGAGCUCUAUAGCGUCGACUUGUCUCGGUAUGACUUCAGCCAAUUCACUACUCAGUCUGCGAACACUCCGGCAGCCAGCGAUCGAGCUUCCGCACGAGGUAUAGGAAGUGCAGUCAACAGGGGUGAAGAAGUUGUGCAUCCCAAGCGCCUAUCCAAAACGCGCAGACGUCAGCAGACUCCUUCCUUGAUGCUGAAGCCAGCGGCAACUGGACACACCGCACCUGCAAAGUCGAGACCACCUCCAUGUCCAUUCGUGCUCGAGGAUGAGGAUGACGGUGACGAUGACGAGGCAACGCCCGCAGUGUCGAAUCGCGAUUCGCGGGACAAGACGACUGCACAAGCAUCAGAUCCUCUGCGUGAGCUAUGUUCCAAUGCCUCGCAAGGCUCUCGUCAGAUUGACGGUCCUACUAAGGACAGUCAGACACUCGACAACGCUGAGUCUCAUUCAUCACCACAGUCGCCACAGCGCAGUAGGAGUCCCGCAAAGGAGGCGCAGAAGCUGGCUUCAGACCUCUGCGCUCUGGUCCGUCGUCGCGAUGGUUCUGGCCAGGACGCUACGACCGAGCGUCCAAGGCGCAAGCAGCGAACUCUGGGGCGAAAUCUGAGCGGUACAUCCAUGACGCAUCUAACAGCGCAACAGAAGUCAAUGUCUGGUUCUCCUGCAAUCAUGGAAGAGGGGUGCGAAGCGGAUGGAUUCGCGCCGUCGCGUGAACCGGUUGCACCACCUGGUACGCAGCUGGAAUACGGCGAGGGCAGUGGGAAAACAGUCUCCAGCAUGGGCACUCUGAAGGAUAGCGAGGACAUGAAGAGGUCUCUUUGCACAGGCGCUGCAGCAGCAGCAGGCGGCCGUACGAAGUCACGAGCCAGGACCAAGAUGUGAGCGAAGUGCCUUGUGAAUGGAUCUGCAAUUAUUUCCAAUUUCUAUUACUGCGUUCAAGCGAUUGUUGCAUACUAGCGGGCCUAUCGGGUAUUGGAAUGAGAGACGACAGAUGUUACGAUGCAGUCGAUGGAAGCGAUCGAAGGCAUCGGAAAUCCGAAAAAAAGCGGAUACAAUACCUUAUCUAGAUGGGGUGAGCAGCCAAGAAAGAGUAAUUCCCG